AUGUGGCACGUUUGGCAUCUUGAGCCGGCCUCAAAGAAGCAAAAACGUGUCGUCCGCAGACGGCACCGGCUGGCAAUCUCUUGCUCUCGAUGCAGGCGCUUGAAGGUAAAGUGCGAUCGACAGACUCCCUGUGAGAAUUGCAAGAGAAAGUCACCGCAAUUGCUUCACGACUUAAAUCCAUCUGGUGGUGAUUCCCCUACUGCUGGGCGGGUGAUUGAGCCGCUCAGAGUCGAGGUUUCUCGAGAGUCUCCAAAUGGUGCGAUGUAUUUAUACCCAGAUACGGCGACGAUCUGGUUGUCAAAGUUUCGAGGCGAGACUCAUUGGGCUGUCUAUCUGAAGGAAUUCAAAUCAAUAUUCUCUCCUGACGACAAUCACCUCGAGUUCCCGCCUCUUCCACAGAUUCACCCAGAAGCAGAUGAUGCCCACGCCGACGCUUCGGGCCUAAAUUCGAACUUCACCAGUCUCUUCGGUAAUCCCAAGGAUUAUAUUCUCUCAAUCAUACCUAAUAAAGACCAAAUCUGGGUUUACGUUGAGAAUUAUCUCUCAACGGUAGAACGAAUAUACCGCGUUUUACAUAUCCCCUCAUUCCGUAAGGAAGUGGAAGCCUUCUGGAAGAAUGAGUCAAUGCCCAGAUGGGAUUGGAUGGCACAGUUCUUAAUGGUUAUUGGCAUUGGCUGGCUCACCACCCCACAUGCAAAUUCGAAGCGAGUAAAACGAUUGCUGAGAGCGGCGGAAGUAUGCCUUCUACAAAUGUCCUUUAUCCUCCACCCGACCCUCCUCACUAUAAAUGCACUCUGCAUGAUGGUGAUUGCAAAGCAUAUGGGCGCGAUGUCAUGCCACGAGUACGAUUCGUGCGGGCCUCUCAUGGGAAUUGUGAUCCGUCAUGCCAUGUCCCUUGGCCUACACUGUGAUCCGGCCUUAAGUUUGAAGGAUAUAUCGCCAUUUCAAGCAGAAAUGCAAAGAAGACUAUGGACGACCAUUGUCCACCUUGAGCUGCAACAGUCAAUCACCAGUGGCAGUCCCCCUCUUCUUAAGAGAGAUGAUUUCAACACACUACCACCUCUAAAUUUAAACGACGAUGACCUCGACCCGUGUAGGGAAGAGCCCUUUGUGCCAGCUGCAGAGUUCGAAUUUACAGAUUCUUCCUUCCAGAUUCUCCUCACAGGUGCAUUUACAACAGCAUUCGAGAUAGUCACCACUGCAAAUUCUCUAUCAGGAAACAUUAGCCACAGCAGAGUGAUCCAUCUCGACUCCAUUCUACGAAGCCUUCUCAUGGAAACCUCAUUUCUCCGAAACACUUUAUCCAUAUGGCCCACCAACACAGAAACAAGCUGGAAAGCUCUCCAAGUAUCCACACUGGAAUUAACCUUGCGACGCAUCCUCCUCAUCCUUCACCAGCGAUAUGCCCGUCAACCGCAGGCGAUUAUUUGUUACCCAGCAUCUUACUGGUCCGCAUUGGAAUGCUCUUUGGCCAUUCUCGUCCACCAGCGACAGGUACACGAAGAUCCCGUGCAUAGCGAAUCAGCAAGGUGGUUCGCAGAAUUAUUCAAGAAUGACUUUUUUAUGGCGAUCAUGAUGGUUGGCAUCCAGCUCUGUCGCAAGGACAAUCCUGUGCCAGAUGGAACCGAACCAACGAUGAAAACGAGCGGGUGCUACAAUCAAAUUAUCUCACCAAGGUCGACCAUAUUACAGACACUUAAGUGGUGCCAGGAUAUCUGGACGAGUAAGCUGACUCACUCAUUCUGUCAGUCGAAAGUAAGCGAUAUAAUUGGGCGAAUAAUAGGCAACGUAGAAUUAGAGGUUUAAACGGUAUAUUGAUGAGGCAUUGGUAGCGAAAAUGCGUUUAUGCUUAUGGAGUAUGGAAUGCACACGGUGGAACCUAUUAUGGAUGUACUGUACAUAUAGGACUUUAAAUAGACAAUGUCCAUCACUUCUCAGUAUAAUUGGGAGAAAUGCCUGGCAUUGACACGGAACGCAACGCCACUAUG
Molecule: messenger RNA, 1988 nt
Organism: Coccidioides immitis RS
Lineage: Eukaryota; Fungi; Ascomycota; Eurotiomycetes; Onygenales; Onygenaceae
Exons: 3
Coding region: 1-1806 (601 amino acids)
Biological process (GO): DNA-templated transcription; regulation of DNA-templated transcription
Cellular component (GO): nucleus
Molecular function (GO): DNA binding; DNA-binding transcription factor activity, RNA polymerase II-specific; zinc ion binding
Source: RefSeq, a predicted model, not a curated record